This is a messenger RNA of Brachypodium distachyon (stiff brome), 4085 nucleotides long. RefSeq names its product telomerase reverse transcriptase. The transcript has 12 exons. The record is from RefSeq and is a predicted model, not a curated record. Gene Ontology annotation, molecular function: telomerase RNA binding; telomeric repeat DNA binding. The coding region runs from base 26 to 3721 and encodes 1231 amino acids. Gene Ontology annotation, cellular component: telomerase catalytic core complex. Lineage: Eukaryota; Viridiplantae; Streptophyta; Magnoliopsida; Poales; Poaceae. Gene Ontology annotation, biological process: telomere maintenance via telomerase.
ACCGCCAGCGAACGGGUCUGCUCAGAUGCGGCGGCGGCGCCGUGGGGAAUCCGGCGGACGCCCGGAGCUCCGUCUGGCUUACGGCGCCCGCGCCCGCUCGCUUGGCCGCGCAAUCAUUGCCCUACUGCCUCCGCCUCCGCCUCCCGAUUCCGCCUGCCCUGCCUGCCGAGGCGCGUCCUCCGGAUGCCUCGCGUGCCGCCGCUGGGAGUUCCUCCUCCGCGACGACGACCCCGCCGCGUACCGCCGUCUCGUCACCCGAGCAGUCUGCACCGUCGCGCCAGUGGGAUCCGCGCCCUCGCCGCCGCGGUACUCCCCGGGGAACGCCGGGAACUCGCAGGCCAAGCUCGUUCGGGAGACGAUCAAGUGGAUCUUGACGGAUCGGUAUUGUAGAACCAAGAACGUCCUUUGCAACGGUUGCCGUGAGGGUGCCCAGGCUAAAUGUGUCAGUGACCUUGUUUCUUCGCCGUCUUGGGAUAUUCUCUUGCAUAGAAUUGGGGAUCUUCUCAUGUGCUAUAUUCUGAGGCAUUCAUCUAUCUUUUUGCCCAUAAAAAAGAGUGACUAUUUUCAGGUGACUGGUGUUCCACUCAAUGUUGUUCUGCAGAAGCCUAUAUUUGCGAGUGCCAUGGCAAGAAAUCAGCAAUCCAGACCCAUGAAAGGCAAAUGCCUUAUGUGUUAUGUGUGGCGCAAUGCAAUGAUGGUACAGAACAUAUCGGGAGGCAAUCGUGGCAAUGGUUCAAAAUUUGGGCUUUAUUGUUCAGAUAACACUCAGAAAAUUGAUGCUCUACAAAGUUCUCGAAGUUCAAGUGAUGGAUGUAACUGUUCCAACUGUACCCAGAAGCCUAGGAAAAGGAAAAGGUUGUACAGUUGGCAACGCCGCAGUAAGCAGAAGGAGAUCUGUUAUGAGGAUAGGUCAACAGAGUUGAGUAAACUCGAUACCAGUAAUUACAGGGUGUCUGAUUUAUUAUCAGAUGGCUCAGCUGCUGAAUCGAUUGAUCGAACACAUUCCUUGGAGCCUACUGUUGAUAACAAUUCUCCUGCAAUAAACAAUGGUGUUAAUUUUUCAGCAGUUGAAGAGCCAUGCAAUAUACCUGUCAUGUCAUCUAAAAAAUCACCUAGCUCUGUGAUGAAUAUCAGUCCUUCCCAAGGUCUAUAUUGUGGUAAUAGUACAUCAGGACUCCAACGUAGAAGUCCCCAAGUCCCGCUCCCCAGCUACUUACAACUGGAUAGUGGUCACUUCUGCUUCAAUUGCUUGAUGUUGAAUGCUUCAAAAUGUGUAUCAGUAGAUUCUGUGAUAUCAAGACAGGCUAUUUUCUAUAACAGAAAAAUAUCCGAGAAUGUCUUCCGUCGCAGCAACUUGACAAAUAAAAGGAAAAGACCAGAUGCACUAUCUCUUAUAAAGCGCAUAUUUGGAAUCAAGGGAUGUUGCACAAAGUUCUUCCAAUGUGACUGCCAUGGAUUAUCUGCAACAAAUUCUAAUUGCCUGUGUCAUCGGCUGGUUCAACUAUUGAAAAAACUCCUAAGGAAUGCUAAACGCUGCCAGUAUAAGAAACUAUUUCUGCGGCAUUGUUCUGUCAAGUCUAAGCAGGUGGUAAAUGAUGGAUUCCCUUCUAAUCUGGCCAAGAAUGAAGACAACAUACAAUAUUCAAUGGCAGGAAAAUCAGCAUGUGGUGACAAGUCUUUUGCUCAACUGGAAGCUUACAGUACAUAUCAGCAAGUUGUAUCCUUUGUUUGGGCAGUGCUGACGCGAAUCAUACCACAGCCUUUGCUUGGGAAUGCUUCUAGCAAGAGAUGUUUAAGGUCAAACAUUUGGAAGUUCAUAAAGUUACGUAGGUUUGAAACAUUUCAGCUAACUGAUUGUAUUGGUGAGCUGAACGUCUCAAACUAUUCUUGGCUAUCGGAAAUUGGAUUUUCCGGUUGCUUUUGUUCUGCGCUGAUCAAAGAAACUGGGUUAUUGAGUGGCACAGAGGAGCAGAAACAGAAAAAUCUCUUGUGUUGUUGGAUUAGGUGGUUAUUUUCUGACAUUAUUAUACCAUUGAUCAGUACAUACUUUUAUGUUACGGAAAGGGAAACAAAGCGAUAUGAUGUCUUCUAUUAUCCAAAGUCAAUCUGGAGGAACCUAACUAGCAAUACUAUUGCUUCUUUAAGUUUACAGAACUUCAGGAUUUUGCAUGGUACAUCGAGGAGGGCAAUAAAGCAUCUUUACCGUGCUUCAAGAGUGAGGUUUCUUCCAAAACUAAAGGAUAUGCGACCAUUAGUAAAUUUUAAAACUCAAUCAAAGGAUGUUGUUCUCAAUAAGUGUCAUUUAAUUAUUAAAAAAUUAAGGGAUGAGAAUCCAGAGGUGUUUGGUUCUUCUGUUUUCGAUUACGAUGGUGUUCACAAAAACCUUUUGAGUUUUGUCUCUUCAGUACGAAGCAAGUUGAAGAAGUUCAAGAUCUAUAUUGUGGUUGCUGAUGUAUCCAAGGCUUUUGAUUGUGUUAAUCAUGACGUGCUACUGAAAAUUAUGGAUGAUGUUCUGAAAAGUGAUGAGUAUGUCCUGAGGAAAUGUACAAAAGUGAUCUACAGUAGCUCUAAGAAGGCAGUUUACCGCUUUGAUUCAAAUGUCUCUGUCAGCAAAGGAAACAGUAGCUUGGAUUUCUCAAUUCAGCCAUCAUCAAGUGGUGGCGUCCUUGUUGAUCAGGGAACUGUUAGUACAAUCCGGAAGGAAGAGCUUCGUCGUGUCCUUUUUGAACAAGUCAAGUGCAAUAUUGUGAAGUUUGGGCAAAACUUUUACUUGCAACAAGUGGGAAUUGCCCAAGGAAGCAAACUAUCUCCCAACCUUUGUUCCCUGUACUAUGGCCACCUUGAGAACUCUGUGCUAUUGAACCUUCUACAUGAUGGAAAUACUUCUUCAGGAGAGGAUGUUUCAGUACCAGAAUAUUUAUUGAUGAGGUUCAUUGAUGAUUUCGUGUUUAUCUCUUUCUCAAAGCAGCACGCUUUAAAUUUCUUUAAUCGGAUGAGAAGAGGCUUUGGGUACUACAACAGCUACAUGAAUGACAGCAAAUAUAGUUUUAACUUCGAUGCUGGAUAUAGUGAGCAUUGCAAUAACAGACUCUACAGGGGAGACGAUGGUGUCUCUUUCAUACCAUGGAGUGGUUUGCUUAUAAAUUGUGAAAAUUUGGAAAUUCAAGCUGAUUAUACGAGGUAUUUGGACAUCACAAUCAUCUCCACCAUCACUGUCAAGAUGCAUUCUUCAACAAAGUAUCUUAGCAGCAAACUAUGCCAUUAUAUGCGUCCAAAGUGCCAUCCCAUUUUCUACGACUCCAGUAUCAACUCACCAGGCACAGUAAGACUGAAUAUAUAUCAAGCCUUUCUGUUGUGCGCAAUGAAGUUCCAUUGCUAUAUUUGGAGCAUGGCAGAUUCCAGCAUAAGCAAACCAGAGUUGCUGCAUAUCCUUAAGAAGACCUUCAGAUACAUGCAUGGUCUCAUUGUCAACCGUACGAAAGAUGUGGGGCUGCAAUCCGAUGUGCGUCCAGUCCUAAAGCUAAGGCGAAAAGAAACCAUUUGGCUUGGGCUAUCUGCAUACAUUCGUGUGCUUCAAAAGAAACAAUCACGUUACAAGGAUUUGUUGGCUUUGCUGACAGCAGAGGUUGGGAGAUUUGGCCAGAUGGACCGCUCUUCUGACAGUUUGCGCUAUGCUGUCGAUGAUUCUCACUCAUCAAUGUUCUGGAAGUUCAAAUAUUAGAAGCUUGAGUUGCUGGAGUAUUGUAUAAGCUCCGUCUUAUUGGGCACCAUUUAGCUGGAUGUGGGUUGCAGAUUUACUGGCCAUAUGAGGUACAAAAGGUGAAAGCUAAUUGUGGCUUGUGAAAAGGCAGGGCACCCAAUCAUCUUUUGAGCGAAGCUUUGAUUUAUAGUCGUGUAAUCGCCCAAGCUUUGGUUUAAUCUCGGGAUAUAUUUUGUUAUCAUUGGCUGAAAGUCAAUAGCGUUGUACUCAUUUAGAGAUGUUACAUAAAUCUUGAUGGCAGAAAAAGAAGGAUGCUGAUUCAGAUGGUUGAUUCAGUCGACCAUUGCGAUUGAAAAGUCGUCUGCUUCGUAGAGCCUUGUUUUUU